This is a messenger RNA of Taeniopygia guttata (zebra finch), 7330 nucleotides long. Lineage: Eukaryota; Metazoa; Chordata; Aves; Passeriformes; Estrildidae. The record is from RefSeq and is a predicted model, not a curated record.
AGAAUGACGCCGGAAGGAGCCAAUGUGCCGGCGCGGCUGCUGCGGAGGGUGGGCCAGACCGGUCGGUGAGCUGCGGGUGUUGGCUGCAGUUCCUCAGGCUUAGAAUGGAAAGAGUGAAUACGUUGAGAUUGUCUGGCCAUGGGAAGGAGAAGAUGCCUGCUCCAAGUGUGCCAGUGCUGGCAGCAAGAUCACUGGAUCUCUUCUCUUCCAGGAGACAUGGAGGUCUAUUUGUGGUUGGAGCUACCUGACUAGAUAAAGUAUAGAUCAGUCUGCUGUGAAAGUAACUCACAUGAAGAAGACUGCCUGAUGGUUUAGUUUGCUUUGAAUGUAUCAUGUCAUCAGAUAAGCCUUUUCAGAAAAUUAAAAAGCAAAACCAGUAUUUUCUUGUUUCUGGGUUUUGUUCGGAAUUUUUUUGUCCCCUGUGAAUUCAAGUGGGCCAUUAUCUGUUGCUGAUUUUAGCUGGAAUUGAGGAAGCAAAAUCCUGGAGUACAAAAAAUUGGAAUGUUUCUUUAAGCUUUAAAAUAGGCAGUCUUGACUCAGAUUUGCAGUAAGGGCAGUUUAUGCAUCUGCAAUAUAUAACUAGCUCUUUAAAUAGGUCUAAAUAAAAUAUACUCAUGUUUAAAGUUUCUUUAUAUUGACUAAGUGGAAUAAAAUAUUUUCAUUGUAAAAAAUAGUUCAAACCAAUUUACUAUAGAAAAAAAGCACACUUCAGUGUAGGGAUUUUUGCCAGAAAAAAACUUGGCUGCUGAAAGGGAGAUGGAAAUUUAAAUGUGUUCUAAAGCCAGUUAAUUUAUGACACUGUAAGUGAAACUCAAGAGUGGGCAAACAUAAAACUUCCUAACUGGACUAAAGGUACAUGACAAAAUCAGUUUCAAUUGAUUAAACAUUCGAUGGUGUACAGUCACCAAACUGUCUCUACAUGACCGUGUUUGGUAAGUCCCAGCAAUCCUGUUUUUCAGCCAGGCUGUUGGUGUUGUUUGUAUUCCAUUAUUGCAGUCCAGAGUCCCUCAUGGGAAUCCACUUAGGAUGCACUCUAAUAGCCCGUGUCUCCCUUCCACUACAAGAUGUAGAGCGAUCAGCCUUUUGGAAUGUAAAAUAUGUAACAAAGUUUUCUUUUUUAUCUUAAUUUUACAUAAAAUUUUAAGAAUUUGGGGGUUUUUGAGGGUAAGCCUAGGACUAGUCUUUCUCUUAAAUGACAAUUAAACACACUCCUUGAUGUGCUGUGGACUUUACUGAAAAAAUUCCUACAGGUGGGUAUUAUCUGAAGAAUUGUUCUCUGAUAUAUGGCAGAUAAUUUACUUUACAAAAUUUGCCAUGUGAAUGUAUUUUACACAGUAGUAGUGUCAAAUUGAGUGUAAAAGUCACUUGUAACACAAAUUUCUAACUGUGCAUGUGAUACACAAACUAAAUUCAAUGCUGGGAACUUCUUUGUGGUGUAUUGAUUUUGUUUGGCUUUUUUAAUUAAUAAGACUGUAGAAUCAAUUACUUAUUUUUCCAUUUCAGGAAUAGAUUGAAGAAAACAUGGCCAAUCAACGGGAUUACAUUAGCAGACCUAUUUGCAACGGAAUUUCUGUUCCUGAAAAUAAAAUCAAUUCCUUAGUGGCUGAAGGUCACGGACAACAAAUUCUAAAAGUACUACAAAAGUUCAGAGAACAAAAUAUAUUUUUUGAUUUUAAAAUUCGUGUGAAAGAUGAAAUAAUUCCCUGUCAUCGUUGUGUACUGGCUGCAUGCAGUGAUUUUUUCAGAGCCAUGUUUGAAGUUAAUAUGAAAGAACGGGAUGAUGGCAAUGUUACUAUUAGUAAUCUAUCACCCAAGGCAGUGAAAGCUUUUCUUGAUUAUGCUUACACAGGAAAAACAGAGAUAACCAAUGAUAAUGUGGAAAUGCUCUUCCAACUGUCAUCAUUUCUUCAAGUUUCACUCCUUUCCAAAGCUUGCAGUGACUUCCUAAUAAAAAGUAUUGAUCUUGUGAAUUGCUUACAGUUGCUUUCUCUAUCAGAAAGUUAUGGGUCUGUCCGCUUGUUUGAUCAUGCACUAGAUUAUGUACAACACCACUUUUCGUUGCUGCUCAGAUCAAGUGACUUCUUGGAGAUGAAUUUUGAGAUAUUACAAAAAUGUCUCGAGGCUGAUGAACUAAAUGUCCCUGAGGAAGAAUCAGUGUUGAAAGCUGUCCUCCAAUGGACCAAACACAACUUAGAAACACGGCAGAAAUACCUGCCUAAUUUGAUGAAAAAAGUGAGAUUACACCAGUUACCUGAAAAGACUUUGCAAGACUUUCUGCAUUCUGAAGAACAUUUACUUAAGAAUGCUAAUUGCUUGGUAAUAAUCAAUGAUGCAGUUCAAAGUGUGCAGAACUUCAGUGGAUUGUUUCCAGAUGCACGUCCUUCAACAACAGAAAAAUACAUAUUUGUUCAUAAAACUGAUGAAGAUGGAGAAAACAGACAUACAUUCUGCUACAACAUCAAAACAGAUAAAUGGAAAGAGCUACCACAUACUCAUAUGAUUGAUCUGCCAGGGUCAAGUUUGUCUAGCUAUGGAGAAAAAAUAUUUAUAACUGGAGGAUGCAAGGGUAAUUGCUACAGAACUGUCAGGCUUCAUAUUGCUGAGCCGUUUCAUGAUGCCACUGACCAAACCUGGUGCUACUGUCCAGUCAGCAAUGAAUUCUCCAUAGUGUCAGCUAUGAAAAAACCGAGGACAAUGCACACAUCUGUUGUAACCUUAAAUCAGCUCUUUGUAAUAGGUGGAAAGACCAGAGGAGCUCAAGAAACUCGGAGUCUUUUGGAUGUAGAAUCCUAUAACCCUCUUUCCAAAGACUGGAAAUCUGUAAGCCAGUUACCAAGAGGUAUCUACUAUCCAGAAGCAAGUGCAUGCCAGAAUAUAAUUUAUGUCCUUGGCUCAGAAGUAGAGAUUACUGAUGCCUUUAAUCCAUCCCUUGACUGUUUCUUUAAGUAUAAUGCUGUGACUGAUCAAUGGUCUGAGCUUGUAGCAGAAUUUGGGCAGUUUUUCCAUGCAACUCUAAUCAAAGCUGUUCCAGUGAACUGUACAUUGUACAUAUGUGAUCUCUCCACCUACAAGGUUUACAGUUUUUGCCCAGAAACCUGUGUUUGGAAAGGAGAAGGGUCUUUUGAGUGUGCUGGCUUUAAUGCAGGGGCAGUUGGGACAGAAGACAAAAUUUAUAUACUAGGUGGUGAUUAUGCUCCAGAAGAAAUCACAGAUGAAGUUCAAGUCUACCACAGUAGCAGGUCUGAGUGGGAAGAAGUUUCACCAAUGCCAAGAGCCUUAACUGAGUUUUACUGUCAGGUCAUUCAGUUUAAUAGAUAUAGGGACCCCUGGUCACCUGUACUGACAAUUUGCUCUGGAGAAUUUUGAAACUCCCAAGUCAAAAAAGUCUAUUUAAAUGCACAAAUUGUAAAACAGUUUUUAAGUAUUAGUUUACAGAUGAAGAAAUAUGUACUUGUUUGUUUAAAUUUUCAGUUCAGAUUAAAUGCUGUAGGAUUGCUUUUGGAAGACUCCAUGAAAAUGUAAUUCGUGCUAGUCAUUACAUAGCCAGUAUUCUAUAUUUAAUUUUAUAUACAACUCUUCUAUGUAAUUAUCAGAAUAAUUUUCUAAAUUAUAUUAAUUUUCCAAAAAGAAUAUUCAUGAGGAAUUAGUUGUGUAGUAUGUGUCAUUAUUUCCAUAAUAUUCAGUUGUCCCAACAGACAAAUUGCUAAAUGAGAAAACUGACUGUGAUACUGUUUUCCCUAUGUAACUGAAGUUUAAAAGACAUUUUUGUUAGUGUUAUUUAGAUUUUCUAUGUUCAUAAACCUGUAAGAGGAAUUCAUUGUCAACUUUAUCUUAUCACAAUGACUUUAGCAAGGACAAGAGCCAAAGUGACCUUCACAGUAUUAAAACCAGGUAUGUAAUUUGAAGAGACUGAUAAUUCCUGUCAUCUUACUUCAGCUCUUCAGUUUUACCAGUUUUUCUCCAUCCUUGUGCCUUAGUAGUAGCUUUAUUUUGUGUUUCCAUCGCAUUAACUGUGGCAAGGUAAAUUUCAAUAACAUACUGCAGGGUAAGUAAGAUUUAUACAGGACAGAUACUUCAUGUGAUACCUUUGCAUCAGUCAUACGUUUUCUUCAACUGAAGAAAAAACACUUCAGGAUGUUUUCUAACAGAAGUCUUCAUCUCUGAAGUCUUCAGUGCUACCUAUUAAGCAGUCACUAGGCUGCUUAUAGCAGCAAGCUGUAAACUGAAUCAUAGCUGUUGCUUCCGUUAACUAUGGGAAAAGUUUGUAUCUUGUCAUACAUCACAUACAAAGUUACAAACCUACACCUCCAUAUUAAAAGUCAAUAGUAAAUAGUAUUUCUGAGGUCAUCAAUCAUCUCCUGUGGUUGAAAUUAAUUAAAACACUUUAUCUUGAACUUCAUUGUAUUUUUAGAUGUUAAAAUAUUACAUAGCAAACACUACACAAUAUAUUGCUUGAUAAACUUUAAGUAGUCAGCUAUGAUAAUAUUAAAAUUGGAAUGGACUUUUAGUGCUAAUAUUAGUCUAGCUAUACGUUCUGAAGUAAAUUUGAUCUCAUGCUUACAAAGUCAGUCUUCUUUCUGACAGGAGGACACUGAAACCAGCUAGGUUUCAUAAAUUAAUUUGUAAUCUUCCACAGCCUGAGAAUUUCCUUUCUUACCAGGUAUGCAGAUAAGACACUGAGAGCCCUUAUGUUCCAUAUAAGUAUUGUGAAAGCAGUAAGGUUGUCUUUUGCCACACAGAAUAAUAGUUCUAAACAUUUAAUCACAUCUUGUCAAGUAGUUUAAAUAAUGAAUAAAAUUUAGUGAGGCAUCAGAGACAUCUUUCAUAUGUCUUGAGACAACUGGUAAGUUCAUUGUCCCAUCACUACUGCAUGUACUUUUUGCAAAACCCAAGCUGAAUAUUAAUGCUUAGAGCUUAAUAUUGCCUAGAACAGGCUUCUGUUUUAAACAGUAAACAAUGGAAGGUUCCAAUUCUGUGACCGUCUCUAUAAUUUGUUAUCAGAUAUCUUUACAAAUUUAGAUAAUAUUCAUCAUAAUAAUUUUCAUAAGUAUGUAAAAUAAAAUCAUGUACAUUUGGAGAAGAUGUUACUAGAGCAAGACCUUUCAGUAAUUUCUGUAUAUUAAUAUGCAUAUCAGUUAUGUAGAAGUAAAUAGCUUGCUACAGUAUUUCAGGCAACUUCCACUUUUUUUUUUCCAUAAUAAGACUCCAAAUCAUAUUUUAACUAAACGUAGCUAGGUAACCUUUACAAUCACCUUGCAAAAAUGCAAGUACUUUUAUAUGGGGACACAACUACUUUUUGUUAGUGCAAAGCAAAUGUAUUGAGUAGAGAGAGGAAGAAUACUAUUCCUCUUACUGAAACAAUAGGAAAAAAACAAACACAUAGGAAAAUGGUAGUUUUAGUUUUAAUGAAGCUACUCAGGGUAGCAUAGAGACUUCAUUAACCAUUAAUUAUGGCAACUUGUCACAUCAUUGAAAUAUGAGGCCCAGUUCACCUUUGCUUGUGUAUUUGUGUUGUGCUUAUACCUGAGUAUAUGAGUAUGCAAUUUAUGCAUUGAGAAAAGUAACAUGCCCAUAGUACAUGGGUAUAAACAGCUAUGCAAAUUGGAAGAUACCAGAGAAUUGCAAGGGUGUUUUAAUUGCCACUGUCAGGACCAAAUUGUUGGGUUACAUAAACAGCAAGCGAGUCAUGGAGGUGAUGCUCUUUCCUCUAAGUUUUUCCCUACCGCUGAUUUUUUGGCAGUCUUCCACCCAGCUACUUGCUAUAAGACUCUGGCAUCUGACAUCAGAUAGAGCAAUGACGUAUGUGAGAAAUUCCUCACUAUACAGUGAAAACUGACUGAAGCUGAAUUGGGAAAAUGGACAUGCUUCUUUAGUAUUUUACACUAUAUUUGUGCAGGAUCUAAUGUCAGUUCCCAGUCUGACAAAUCAUUCAUGGAUUUCACAGGGAGUUGAGCUCUUACUCAGUGAUCAGGAAAUAAUGUAGUAAUGUCAGUUACUUUCUAGCUUUACUUACACAAAAGUUACUGUGAAAUGGUACUGAUUUUCUGCAGUUAGGCAGGUAAGCCUCUACUACAGCUCUCACGAAGGAAAAUGGAUCAUUUGCCACAUCUUCACAUACAAAGUAUUAAAUCUGGUAGCAGAACUGAAUGCAGAAGAAGCAGAAGUGUUAGAAAGUCAUGGUUAAAAAGGCUUUAUGAUAGAAGAAAGGACCUAUGUUGCGAACCGUGUUAUUAAUUGCUAAAGAUGUAAGAAUUCUCAGUGAACUACACAAAAGAGUAUGAAUUACUUGCAUGAGUAACUGUUGUAGUCUGGAUCAAACAGAUUUUUCAGUCUACAGAGCAUUUAUGCAUUUAAAAACAAAAGUCACAAAAUUAAUGCAAAGUGAGUUUUUUAAUAUCUUUUAUGACUUUUCAAAGCUCUUUGAAUCAAAGCUUUAUGAAAAAGUACCUUCCUCUAAAAAUAGCAACUAGAUUAAUGAUUACGUAUGUUCUCACUGAAAUACAGUGAUGUUUAAACAUACAAAAUGCAUGUAAAAUUAUAAUCUACUAUUUGCACUUAAAUGAUGUAACCAAAACAUUUCUAAUAGUAUUCUAUUUUAUGUCACAGAAUACAUUAUAAGCAUGACCAGUAUAAUAUACACAAAGAUAAUAUAUAUUGUAUGUAGGAUUUUAAUAUCCAGUGAUGAUUAUAUUGGAUAAUUUCAACUUUUAAAGAAUGCUAUCAAAACAUUAUGGCACUUUGGUAAUAUUAUCAUACUGGUUUAGUUGUUACAAUAAAUAUCACUUAUUUAGGUCUUUAUUGAUUAUGUUUGCACAAACCUGAUGAUUAUUAUUUAAGGACUAAUUAAUUUGUUUCAUAUAGUCUAAGUACAUUUGUAGUAAGUUUACUGCUGUUAAAAAUUCAUUAUAUUCACAAAAUGGGGUGCAUUUUCUGGGUCAGAUUUAUUCAUGUAUUAUUCUGUGAUAAACGGUUUUCUAACUGUUUAGCUGCUCUGGUUAGUAUAGGGUAGUAGGUAAGGUAUAGCUAUAGAGUGUGCUGACUGCAGUUCCUAAUGCGGAGGUUAAUUUUAGAUGUUUCUGUUUGUAGGUGACCAACAGGAGGCAGCAUAAGAUCUAUUUUAAUUAAAAUAGACUGAAAACAGGGAUGUAUUUGACAAUAUUUAUAGUUGAACAUUAUGCUCAAUUUACUUUUUUCCUUCUAACACCCAGUAAAGCAUAGAGAACAGUAACAUUUCGCUGCUGCCUGGACUCUGCUGAUAUGUGGAAAGUACAAUACUUCACAAUUGCUGAGAUGUUCAUUCUUUUGUGAAAUAAAGCACUGAGCAACUGAA